Messenger RNA from Solenopsis invicta (red fire ant), 528 nucleotides. Its product is annotated as von Hippel-Lindau tumor suppressor homolog. Lineage: Eukaryota; Metazoa; Arthropoda; Insecta; Hymenoptera; Formicidae. The transcript has 2 exons. The record is from RefSeq and is a predicted model, not a curated record. The coding region runs from base 1 to 528 and encodes 175 amino acids.
AUGGAUGAGAAUCGACAGCGGGAACUUCGGAUACUCAAGUCGCUCAGCAGUCAGCACGAAUCCUUCGUCAAAUUUAUUAAUACGACACCUCACACUGUUACUUUAUACUGGAUGGAUUAUCAGGGGCAGGCGAUUAAUUACGGCGAUCUGUCAUCUGGCGACUUCAGAGAAAUAAACACGUUUCAAACGCAUCCGUGGAUUUUCGUCAAUAAAGUAACGGGCGUCAGGUACUUGGUGAACCAAUGCGACGUUUUCUUCCCUGCGCCGUGGUUCCGCGCGUACCGUGGGAUCAAUCCGGACGCGUUUCACGAACUGCCACAAAGAAUCGAGAGGACCAACGUGUACAUCGUGCUACCGAUGUUCACUCUGCAACAAUUGUCAAUGAGGGUCAUCAAAAACUGUCUCACGUACGACUCGCAGGCUUUCCUCCUCGACAUUCCACGGAGCCUCCAGUAUGAGAUCUCUACAAUGCUGCCGAGGAAGCCUGGACCUUCGUGGUCAUGCUCUCUCCUAAAUAAUAUAGUGUGA